This is a messenger RNA of Coregonus sp. 'balchen', 2522 nucleotides long. The record is from the annotation of a GenBank genome assembly. NCBI's taxonomy places the organism in Eukaryota, Metazoa, Chordata, Actinopteri, Salmoniformes, Salmonidae.
AUGCCCUUUCGCACCCUGCCCUAUUGGUGGCAGUAUUGGAUUUUUGAUCCUAUGAAGCUGAAAUCAUUUAACUAUAGAAGUAGGGGACUGGAAAUGAGUUUGUUGUUUGAUCAGUUGCCGUUCUAACAAAUUUAACCUCAUCUAUACAAUAGUAUUUUCAAGUCAAAGCACUCAGAUUUUUCAGAAGUUGUUUGAACCCUCAAGAUCCAGAAUGAGACGGCGAACACAAAGGCCUGCGCGAGGGUACCAUUAGCGCAGGAGAAGGUGGCAGACUGGAGGUAAACAAUCAUUACAAUCAAUGCUUGCACCUUUAAGUGGCAACGUUACUUUUUCGAUUUGGCUAUUUUAUAUACACUGCUCAAAACAAUUAAGGGAACACUUAAACAACACAAUGUAACUCCAAGUCAAUCACACUUCUGUGAAAUCAAACUGUCCACUUAGGAGCAACACUGAUUGACAAUAAAUGUCACAUGCUGUUGUGCAAAUGGAAUAGACAACAGGUGGUAAUUAUAGGCAAUUAGCAAGACACCCCCAAUAAAGGACUGGUUUUGCAGGUGGUGACCACAGACCACUUCUCAGUUCCUAUGCUUCCUGGCUGAUGUUUUGGUCACUUUUGAAUGCUGGCGGUGCUUUCACUCUAGUGGUAGCAUGAGAUGGAGUCUACAACCCACACAAGUGGCUCAGGUAGUGCAGCUCAUCCAGGAUGGCACAUCAAUGCGAGCUGUGGCAAGAAGGUUUGCUGUGUCUGUCAGCGUAGUGUCCAGAGCAUGGAGGCGCUACCAGGAGACAGGCCAGUACAUCAGGAGACGUGGAGGAGGCCGUAGGAGGGCAACAACCCAUCAGCAGGACUGCUACCUCCGCCUUUGUGCAAGGAGGAGCAGGAGGAGCACUGCCAGAGCCCUGCAAAAUGACCUCCAGCAGGCCACAAAUGUGCAUGUGUCUGCUCAAACGGUCAGAAACAGACUCCAUGAGGGCCCGACGUCCACAGGUGGGGGUUGUGCUUACAGCCCAACACCGUGCAGGACGUUUGGCAUUUGCCAGAGAACACCAAGAUUGGCAAAUUCGCCACUGGCGCCCUGUGCUCUUCACAGAUGAAAGCAGGUUCACACUGAGCACGUGACAGACGUGACAGAAUCUGGAGACGCCGUGGAGAACGUUCUGCUGCCUGCAACAUCCUCCAGCAUGACCGGUUUGGCGGUGAGUCAGUCAUGGUGUGGGGUGGCAUUUCGUUGGGGGGCCGCACAGCCCUCCAUGUGCUCGCCAGAGGUAGCCUGACUGCCAUUAGGUACCGAGAUGAGAUCCUCAGACCCCUUGUGAGACCAUAUGCUUGUGCGGUUGGCCCUGGGCUCCUCCUAAUGCAAGACAAUUCUAGACCUCAUGUAGCUGGAGUGUGUCAGCAGCUCCUGCAAGAGGAAGGCAUUGAUGCUAUGGACUGGCUCGUCCAUUCCCCAGACCUGAAUCCAAUUGAGCACAUCUGGGACAUCAUGUCUCGCUCCAUCCACCAACACCACGUUGCACCACAGACUGUCCAGGAGUUGGCGGAUGCUUUAGUCCAGGUCUGGGAGGAGAUCCCUAAGGAGACCAUCCGCCACCUCAUCAGGAGCAUGCCCAGGCGUUGUAGGGAGGUCAUACAGGCACGUGGAGGCCACACACACUACUGAGCAUCAUUUUGACUUGUUUUAAGGACAUUACAUCAAAGUUGGAUCAGCCUGUAGUGUGGUUUUCCACUUUAAUUUUGAGGGUGACUCCAAAUCCAGACCUCCAUGGGUUGAUACAUUUGAUUUCCAUUGAUAAUUUUUGUGUGAUUGUGUUGUCAGCACAUUCAACUAUGUAAAGAAAAAAGUAUUUAAUAAGAUUAUUUCAUUCAUUCAGAUCUAGGAUGUGUUGUUUAAGUGUUCCCUUUAUUUUUUUGAGCAGUGUAUAAUGGCACUUCAGAAACCUUUUUCCAGGCAUACACCCAGGCCACUGGCAACCCUCAGUUCACAAACAUGGAUGUACAAGUGCAGGACCCAGACCCAUCCCUGAACAGGACAUAAACUGUGUGGCCCAGACUUGUCGAUCCCAGCAUAAACCAGGACUCAAAACCUGUUGGACUAAACCAGUUGAGUAUAAACAAGUGUAUAAAAGAGGCAACGCUAUAAGAUUAAUUAGAGAUAUAUUGAGACAGCUUAAAGACACUCCUCAGGUGGCUGCCAAGGAGCCCCCCUCUGAGUCAGGUACCAAGAAAGAGCCAGAAGAAGAAGCAGUCAUAGAAGGGGAGAAACUGCAUUCUGUGGUCCCUCCGGUGGCUACAAAGGAUUCUGAGGCACCCUCUAGAACAGGACCCCAAAAUAGAAAAUGGAGAAAAGGGAAAACACUGGAAGAAAAAGGAUAUACAACCCAGGUUUAUCCAUCAGGGUAAACAGAACCUAUAUGACAAGGCGGAAACUGCCCUGUCAUACAGAGCCAGAAGCAGAGGACAAAUCAUUGACAGAAUGGCAGAGACUGUUUGCAGACUCUGUGGCGAAAGUGGCUGCAACUGA